AUGAGCCAUGCAGCUGCCCGCGGCCUCCUAGAGCACAUCAAAGAAGCCUCAGAGAGCUUGCGGUUGCCGAAGGAACGGAAGGAAGCCAAGGUCCACUUUAUUCCAAAGCCCGGCAAGGCCCUCACGAUAGAAACACAUGCGGCCAUCUCCUUCACGUUUUGUGUAGCAAAGGUGAUGGAGCGCAUGGUCCUUCAGAGGCUGCUGAAGCACCUUGAAGAAACGGAUCAGAUGCUGGAGACGAUGUACGGUUUCAAGCAACAUCUCAGUACCCAAGACAUGAUGAUCCAACUCCACGGGCUGGUCGUCAAGCAAGCAAAGAAGCACGCACCAUGUGGGAUACUCGCCCUCGACUUGAAAGGAGCCUUUGACAACGUGUCGCACGCGAAAAAGGUAUGA
Molecule: messenger RNA, 396 nt
Organism: Rhipicephalus microplus (southern cattle tick)
Lineage: Eukaryota; Metazoa; Arthropoda; Arachnida; Ixodida; Ixodidae
Source: RefSeq, a predicted model, not a curated record